ACCUUUAACAUUCGCGUUAAAACGUAAAUGUCAUUGACUAGACGAGCGAGUAGCUUGUGUGUUCUACUUUCAGCAGUGUUUACCCGUUUCUAAAAUCAGCGAUGUCAAAGAUUGGUUGUCAAGUGGUCAUGCAUAUGCUUGCAAGACAGGUUUUUUUAACGGGAUGCAGGCCUGUAAGCUCUGUCAGACACAGCCACUGGAUCACGUCGGUGUUUUCGCUGAAGAAUUCAGUACCUCUGAGAGCUGAGCCGAAGAAAAAGAAGAAGGUUGACCCGCGCCGUGAGCUUAUGGUAAAAGAGCGUCUGAAGAAGAAGGUGAAGAAGCUUGAGAAAAUCCCACCCGAGCUUAUUCCUAUAGAAGACUUUAUACCUCCAGCCAAGUGCUUUGAUGAGAUCAGAGUUCGCAGUCCUCCGAAGUUGUCUUUUGAAGAAAGUGAGCGAAGGGCACUACUGCUUAAGGAAUGGUCCAGAUACAAAAACUCACAGCACCAGACUGAUAUGAUGGCUAUUGAAGAGGCUCUACAGGCCCAGACAAAAGCUUUAAAAGAGCUUCAGCUGGAAUCAGAAGAGCUUUAUAAAGCUGCAAUUGGCCCUGACAGUAGUCUUUUCCCUUUUCAUCACCAUGGUUCUAGUUUUACGCCACCUGUUCCAAACCAAGAAGCCCCCUAUGGCAAAUAUUAUGACAUUACACGAGUGUACACUCAAUGAUGAAACCUAGUGACUUCUGCUAUUAAUAAUGAAAAAAAUUUCUGAUGAAAUUGUACUUUUGGUUUGUCAUUUUUAUGCCAUUUGAAUUUAUUUCAUGACUUAUAUUGAGCAGUAUUAAAAUGCUUAUGUGUAUAA
This is a messenger RNA of Hemibagrus wyckioides, 842 nucleotides long. RefSeq names its product mitochondrial ribosomal protein L40 (gene mrpl40). Gene Ontology annotation, cellular component: mitochondrial ribosome; mitochondrial large ribosomal subunit. Lineage: Eukaryota; Metazoa; Chordata; Actinopteri; Siluriformes; Bagridae. The transcript is spliced from 4 exons. The record is from RefSeq and is a predicted model, not a curated record. Bases 102 to 707 code for a protein of 201 amino acids.